Messenger RNA from Megalopta genalis, 790 nucleotides. It is a transcript of the gene Chrac-14, whose product is annotated as DNA polymerase epsilon subunit 3 Chrac-14. NCBI's taxonomy places the organism in Eukaryota, Metazoa, Arthropoda, Insecta, Hymenoptera, Halictidae. Gene Ontology annotation, cellular component: epsilon DNA polymerase complex; CHRAC. The record is from RefSeq and is a predicted model, not a curated record. Gene Ontology annotation, biological process: leading strand elongation; DNA damage response; heterochromatin formation. Gene Ontology annotation, molecular function: chromatin DNA binding; protein heterodimerization activity.
AUGUAGAAUUAAAUACAUAUGCGUAUAGUAAGCGCAUUCUAAGGUUGAAAGUUCGUAUUGCAAGAUCAACGUUACAACGGCAUUUAUUCUGUUUACAUGAGCUGCUUACGCUGUUGUUUACACUUUGCUUGACAUGCUUUCACCAUCGGAGGUAUUGGCGGGAAAUAAGGAGAAAGAAUUUAUUAAAAAUUAAGUGCUUAUUUUGGCACAUUUUUCAUUCAGUUUAUCAAAUUAACAAAUUUAUUUAGAAAACACUCGAAGCAAGAAAUUUUAUGAUCGAAGAUUCUACGUUUCCGUACAAUAAAUAGUUAAAAAAAUCCGAUGGCAGAACGACUUGAAGAUCUUAAUUUACCAAAUGCCGUUGUGACAAGAAUUAUAAAAGAGGCCUUACCAGAAGGCGUUACAAUUGCUAAGGAUGCUAGAAUAGCUGUAGCAAAAGCAUCUUCAAUUUUUAUAUUAUAUUUAACAUCCUCCGCGAAUAUAAUUGCUAAAAAAGGCAAUCGUAAAAUGUUAAGUGCUCAAGAUGUGCUUCAAGCUAUGAAUGAUGUAGAAUUCGAUCAAUUCAUUGAUCCAUUGCACGAAUCGUUGGAAAAUUUCCGUAAAGCUCAAAAAGAGAAGAAAGAUGCAACAUCAAAGAAGAAACAACAGAGAAAGGAUGAAGAUGAUUCAAUAGAUGAAGAAGAUGGAGGCAGAGAAGUUAUGGCUUUUUGAUGUGUUAAAUGUAUAAUUAUCUAUGAAACUGGAAACAAAUUCUACGCUGUUUUAACUAUUUUACAUAAUUAGCAUAUAA